Corylus avellana is the source of this 825-nucleotide messenger RNA. The record is from RefSeq and is a predicted model, not a curated record. NCBI's taxonomy places the organism in Eukaryota, Viridiplantae, Streptophyta, Magnoliopsida, Fagales, Betulaceae.
AUGCCCCGAGUUAAUACCUAUGAUGGUAUUGGGGAUCCAACGCACCAUAUGGAAAGUCUUCAUGCGCAUUUCACCCUUCAUGGUACCCCAGAUGAGAUUUCAUGUAGGGCUUUCCCCUUAACUUUGGCUGGAGUAGCUAAGGAUUGGUUUGGUAGGCUCCUCGCCAAUUCAAUAGAUGAUUUCAAGACUCUUGGACGCCUCUUCUUAAGUCAGUUCUUGGCUACCCGAAAGAGGAAGAAAAAUCUGACUUAUUUGCUAUCCCUUGUUCAAGGGAAAGAGGAGUCACUAAAGGAAUUCAUGCUUAGAUUCAACCAGGAGAAGCUGAUUAUUGAAAAUCCGAGUGAGCAAACAGUACUUGAUGCUUUGAUGCACAUGGUAAGGGCAGAAAGGCCACUGAUGGCUGAGUUGUCGAAAAGUUCUAAGUUAGUGACUCUCAGUCAAUUUAUGAAAAAGGCUGACGAGUACAUUAAUCAGGAAGAAACUGUCAAAGCUCUCAUGAAGUCUCAAAGGGAAGAAAUUGAAGCCAAGAGUAGUAUUGUGAAGGCAGCACCGGCUAGUGUUGGAAAGAAGAAAGAGAAGAAUGUGAAGAAAUCAGGGAAAAUGGUCCAAUCGUACCCAAGGAUGGACCCUCGGAAGUUGCAGAGCCCGAAGUUCACUCCACUAAAUACUAGCAUGACUGAGGUAUUCAUGGAGAUAAGGAGGGAUCCUGCCUUCAAAUGGCCAAGCAAGUUGAAAGGGGACCCUAAGAGACGUGAUCCUCAAAAAUACUACGAGUAUUAUCGUGACCAUGGUCAUUUAACCGAGGAAUGCAUAACCUUGAGAUAG